This is a messenger RNA of Penicillium waksmanii, 846 nucleotides long. Its product is annotated as O-methyltransferase. The transcript is spliced from 3 exons. NCBI's taxonomy places the organism in Eukaryota, Fungi, Ascomycota, Eurotiomycetes, Eurotiales, Aspergillaceae. The record is from RefSeq and is a predicted model, not a curated record. Bases 1 to 846 code for a protein of 281 amino acids. Gene Ontology annotation, molecular function: O-methyltransferase activity.
AUGUCGACCACGCAACAGUCUGCCCCUUCGCCGCCCGAUAUGGGUGGGCGCUUGAGCGGAAAAGGCCGAGAGAUGAAGCUCCUCCAUUUCAUCUACGAACAGCCAAAUUUGGACGACAUCCGAGGAAAUCCACAGAAAGUACUCGACCUGAUGAACAAAUUUGAAGAAGAAUACUACAUGAUGACCGUUGGUGUACCCAAGGGUAAAAUUGUAACACAGUUAAUCGACGAAAUCAAGCCCAAGAUCAUGAUCGAACUCGGGUGCUAUACGGGCUACUCGGCUAUCCUAUUCGGCGAGGCUGCACGCCGAAAUGGUGGAGAGAAAUACCUCAGUCUGGAACUGAACCCAGAGUAUGCCGCUAUUGCGAACAUGCUGAUCGAACUGGCCGGACUUCGCGACUUUGUGCGUGUCAUUGUGGGCCGGAGUGACCUCUCCCUGGACAAAUUGUACCGUAGCGGAGAGGUCAAAAACAUCGAGCUCUUGUUUAUCGACCACUACAAGCCCGCGUACACUACCGACCUCAAGCUGCUUGAGCACCAUGGAAUGAUCGUUCCUGGAUCGGUCUUAGCGGCAGACAAUGUGUUGUUCCCAGGGAACCCGCCGUAUCUGGAAUAUGUCCGCAGCACGGUUGAGCAGAAGCGAGAGCUGGCCAAGGAUGGACCUAACAAGGGAUAUGAUACCAAGGGGAUUCUUGAGCGCACUGUCAAUUCCUUCAUGCCACAGGGUGAUGUGCCGAGUUUUGAGGUGGUGGGGAAUCCCAAUAUCGUGUACCAGACCGAGCUGCAUCAGCCGGAGGGAGAAGAAGAUGCCAUUGAAGUGACGCGAUGUGUCGGGGUCCAAGAAUAG